AGAAGACCCGACCCGACCUUGGCUCGUCAUCUCGUUGACCUGAUCCAUGGGUCCCACAGAACAAGCGCUCCGAUGGACGCGUGUCGGAACUGCUCGCGCUGGCCUGGAUUCGCACGCCGGUUCAGAUGCCCGCACUGCGAGUUGCUUGCAGAGGAGGAGGAGGAGGAGGAGGUGACGGCUGGACACAUACUUUGUAUUACGGCAAGAGAUCGGCAAAAAUGCCAGAUAUCCAGUUAGGAGUUCACACAUUGCGAUCCCAUGGAACCAAAGUUGCAAGAUUUCAUAUGCACGACUGGAUUAUACUCAUACUCCUCGCUAUAAUAGAUGGAUGCUUAAAUCUUAUAGAACCUUAUCAUCGGUUUGUGGGAAAAGACAUGAUGACAGAUCUGAGGUAUCCAUUGAAAAGCAACACAGUGCCAUUUUGGGCUGUUCCGUUAAUCGCCAUUCUGUUACCUUUUGCGAUUAUUAUUGGCAUAUACUUCAAAAGGAGGAAUGUGUAUGAUUUGCAUAAUGCCAUACUAGGCUUGCUUUUUUCGGUGCUUAUAACUGGAGUCAUAACUGAUGCAAUAAAGGAUGCUGUUGGCCGACCAAGGCCAGAUUUCUUCUGGCGCUGUUUUCCUGAUGGAAAUGAUAUCUACAACAAUGUGACUACAGAAGUUAUAUGCCAUGGGGAAAAGGGCGUAAUCAAAGAAGGGCACAAGAGUUUUCCAAGUGGACAUUCAUCGUGGUCUUUUGCGGGUCUAGGUUUCUUAGCAUGGUAUCUAGCAGGGAAAAUCCAGGCUUUUGAUCGUAGGGGCCAUGUCGCAAAGCUAUGCAUUGUAUUUCUUCCUCUACUUUGUGCAUCCCUUGUGGCAAUUUCUCGCGUCGACGAUUACUGGCACCAUUGGCAAGAUGUCUUUGCAGGAGGUUUUCUAGGAUUGGUAGUCAGUUCAUUUUGUUAUCUGCAAUUCUUUCCACCUCCUUAUCAUCUAGACGGUUGGUUGCCCCAUGCAUCCUUGCACACGAUGGCUGAUACUAGAAACGAGGUUCAGCUGCAGUCGACUACGAAUUCUCUUCAGUCAAGGCCAUCGGUGAUUGACACUGUUUAUGUUGCAUCCGAGGGUCAGAAUGGAAUCCACAUGAGAGACACAAGCGCAAUUAUGGACUCAAUGGAAGCCGGUUGGAGGCAUUGAUUUCCAGUACAUCAUCUCCUCUUCACAAACUGAGUUCUUAUCUGCUGUACAUUGCUGUGUAAAAUUUAUUCUUCUUCUUUUUCCCACUUAUGUCUGGUCUGCACUCUGAUACAUCAUAUUUGACAUCAUGUCAUGAUAUACUGCUACUCGUUUUUCUA
Musa acuminata AAA Group (dessert banana) is the source of this 1330-nucleotide messenger RNA. Its product is annotated as lipid phosphate phosphatase 2. Gene Ontology annotation, biological process: phospholipid metabolic process. The record is from RefSeq and is a predicted model, not a curated record. Gene Ontology annotation, molecular function: phosphatidate phosphatase activity. Lineage: Eukaryota; Viridiplantae; Streptophyta; Magnoliopsida; Zingiberales; Musaceae. Bases 126 to 1172 code for a protein of 348 amino acids. The transcript is spliced from 9 exons.